GCUGUUUUAAAACUUCGUCGACAUUGAGAUUAAUAUUAACUUUAUGUUGUCUGUGGGUGCAGCACACUUCAUGGAAGCUGGUGGACGCCAUCCAUCCAGACUGUGCUAUAAUAUCACAGCUGGCCAAGGCCCAGGAGCAGUGCCUGCAAACACAGAGGCAGGAGGCCCAGAACCAGACAACCCGGUCAGGUUAUGUGUACAGGAACUGCACCCAGCAGGGCUGGACGGAGCUGUACCCUUCCUAUGAGGAUGUGUGCGAAUUCCGGGAGAAGGAUGAGGCCGAGUCUGAGACGACAUACUACUCAACGUUCAAGCAGGUCUACACCGCUGGCUACGCCACAUCGCUGGUGUCCCUCAUCACUGCCAUCUUCAUCUUCACCGCCUUCAGGAAGUUCCACUGCACCAGGAACUACAUCCACAUGAACCUGUUUGCCUCAUUCAUCCUGCGGGCAAGUGCCGUCUUCAUCAAGGAUAGCGUGCUCUUCGCCGACGAGACCCUCGACCACUGCUUCGUAUCCACGACCGCCUGCAAGUCUGCCGUGGCCUUCUUCCAGUUCAGCAUCCUGGCCAAUUACUUCUGGCUGCUGGUGGAAGGGAUGUACCUGCAAACCCUGCUGGCGCUCACCUUCGUGUCACAGAGGAAGUACUUCUGGUGGUACAUCCUGAUUGGCUGGGGUCUUCCAACGAUGGUUCUGACCAUCUGGGUGCUGACAAGGAACUUCUAUGAUAACAGAGGAUGCUGGGAUGAUAAUGACUAUGCAGCUUUCUGGUGGAUCAUCAAGGGUCCGAUAACAGUGUCGUUACUGGUCAACUUCAUCAUCUUCAUCAACGUGAUUCGCAUCCUGGUGCAGAAGCUCAAGUCGCCCAGCGUGGGAGGGAAUGACACAAGCCAUUUUACGAGGCUGGCGAAGUCGACGCUGUUCCUCAUCCCACUGUUCGGCACACACUACACGGUGUUCGCCUUCCUGCCCGAGAACACUGGGGAGGCGGCCAGGCUCUACAUCGAGCUGGGGCUCGGCUCCUUUCAGGGUUUCGUUGUGGCCCUGCUCUACUGCUUCCUGAACGGAGAGGUGCAGGCCGAGCUAAAGAAGCGACUGUGCAAGUGGCAGAGCCAGGGCUACCUGAGCUUUGCCAAGAGACGGCGGACGCUAUUCGCUGAAAGCAGCACUGUCACGCAGAUCUCCGUGCUGGAGAAGGCAAGUCCCAAGGAGCUGCUGUCCUUCGAGGUCCAGAACAGCGUCUCAUCUAUCUGAGAGCCUGAUCCAGACCCCUCUGCCCCCUGGGGACCCAGUACAGGGGCAAGUACUGACAGAGGCACCUUCACUAAAUGCGUGCUGUUUGUUAGCAUGAGUGUGAGUUUGCAGUCAGUAUCCAAAGAUGACAAUCCCUUUGUAGGAGCGGAGCCACAAGGGCACUGGUCCCAGCUGAAAACUGAUUGGCUGCCUGAGUAUCCCCUCCCCAGUUACUCACCAAUUCAAAACAUAUCAUUGGCUAAUGAAAAAGUUGGCCCACCUGUUUGAAUUAUAGCACCUCAUACCCCCCACAAAUCCUAGAAUUGCCCCUGCCCCUUUGUUCUUGUGAGCUUCCAUUGUAGUUUCACACGAGUCAGUAUAAUUAACAAAUCACAGGUAAUGCGAUGAUGUAAAAAGGCAUCGUGUUGUGCUGAUUUCUGAGGAGGCAGCCUGGUUAUACGAUCCCAAAAGUAAGACAUGUGAGGAGUGAAGUUGGAAGUGUACAUUACGAUCCACAGAGGCAAGAUUAAUGUGAGUCAUAUGUGCCAAUCAAGGAAAAAACCACAAGCUUCCAAUGGUCAUUGCCAUUAAACUCAUAGAGUUUGAGGUGGGGUCAGUAGAGAAUGUAAAUGAGUUUGGUAACGAGAUCUGUGUCAUGAGAUCAGGUGUAACCAGAAAUGUCUUUGUUAACGUCAUUGCUGAGGUCAUUGGUGAUGUCACUGCUGGUGUUACCUAACCAUUAACACAAACCCAGAUGCAUCCCAGAUGUAUAUGUCUACAUCCAUGGACAUAUUGAUGCUGAAUGGGAGCUUUGGUUAUAAUAUGGGAAAAUAGGAGAAAAAACGAAGAAAAAAUAU
Molecule: messenger RNA, 2089 nt
Organism: Brienomyrus brachyistius
Lineage: Eukaryota; Metazoa; Chordata; Actinopteri; Osteoglossiformes; Mormyridae
Gene: ghrhrb
Product: growth hormone releasing hormone receptor b
Exons: 12
Coding region: 420-1253 (277 amino acids)
Biological process (GO): cell surface receptor signaling pathway; adenylate cyclase-modulating G protein-coupled receptor signaling pathway
Cellular component (GO): plasma membrane
Molecular function (GO): G protein-coupled peptide receptor activity; vasoactive intestinal polypeptide receptor activity; peptide hormone binding
Source: RefSeq, a predicted model, not a curated record